CUUCUCAAAAUUGACCUCCAGUGUCGCCCCCUGGACACAUCGCAGUCGAUGGUACGACUCUCGUGAUUGGACGCAUCCGAAGCUCUCAAUAUUUUCCAAAAAAAAUCGCCCAACGACCCCACGCGCCUGAAAAAUGCCAGAUCCAACAAAUAAGUGACUAAAAUUCACGUUUUCCUCCGACAUUUCCAUAAAAUGCCGACUAAAAUCUUGAAAAAAAGCCCUGUCCAUCGUCACUCGAAUCAAAAUGGCGGAAUAUCCGGCAGUCAUGGAUUGACCAAUGCCGUAUCGCCUCUGUUCGCCUGUCUCUCACCGAAAAAGCGUACCGCCCUCCCGCAAUAUAGCCCCCCUGGCGUCACUGUUGUGCUCCCUCUAAUCGAGCCCCCAAGUAAUUUUUGCUACUCGUCAUUGAAAAAUCACCCCCGAGGCCGCCGACUCGAUAGAAACCCUUGUGACAUAUUCUCAAACAGUUGAACAGUGAUUGUGAUACCACGAGGUGUCUACUCAUACCUCCCCUCCGUGAAAAUGCCAUCGAGGCCCUCAUUAAACCUUAAAAUCUGACGAAAUCGCGUAUCACCCUCGUUAAUUUCAAAAAAUCCCCUCCACAAGUGCGCGCAGCAUGAUUUUUCUCAUCACGUGACCUUGGUUAAAAAAAAAACAAAUGUUGAUUUCCAAUUACAAACAUGGCUCCAUUGUCAAUCCAGUGGUGUUUAUUUACAAACGUUUGUUAUCAUCAAGCACGUGUGAGAACAAGUGACAGAAGUUGAAACGCGAAAUCAAGAAAAAAAAAUAACGAGCAAAUAAUAAAUUGUCCCUUUGAAGGAGCAGUCCCUGAUAACAAUAAUUUGUGGUUAACAGACCCCAGAGCAGUAUGACGGGGAGAGGACCAAAAAGGCGGGGGCGACCCCCCAAGUCAGUGGUGAUGGAGCGUCCGAAGACGUUCCAGUACCACCUGAUGAAGAAGCCAAAGUAUCUUCAGAAGGGUGCUGAUACCCCGAGCUCACAGCCAAGCACCCCAACAGCAUCGAGACCCUCAUCACCAGUGGAAUCUGAGGAGAGCAGAAGAAGUACGAGAUCGACGAGAAAAUCAGUUUCAACAGUGACAAGAGGUGGUAAGUCUCGAAAAGGUGGACAUUCAAGUGCGUACCAGAAACGUAGUUACAAUACAAACGUGGAUCUGAGAGACUCAGAGUAUCACUAUGGCUCUGAUUUCGGUGAUGAAUCGAGUGACAAAAGUGAGGUUGACGACGAUCCCCUCCUCCAGUCUGAGCAGGAGAGCUCUGAAUCAGUGGGUGAGCCUGAUCCCUCAUCAGACAGUGACUUCUCCCUGUCGAGUUUCAGCAAUGGAACCCCAAGAAAGAGUCUUCUGUCAUCAGCAAGAGCUCCCAGUCCUGAACCCCUGUGGCUGCAGAACAGAGAGUUGCCUUCUCUUGAUAUUCCCAAGUCAUCUGAGGACCUCCUCAUAGGGAAAGAGCAUGUCAUGCCAGCUCUAUCGAUUUACGAAGUGCUGAGACACUUUCGGUCACUGGUGAGAUUAUCGUCAUUCAGAUUCGAGGAUUUUUGUGCAGCUAUAACUUGUGAAGAUCAGACAAAUCUUCUUGCUGAGAUUCACAUAAUGCUGAUGAAGGCAUUACUGAGAGAGGAGGAUUCCCAGCAGACUCACUUCGGCCCCUUGGAUCAGAAGGACUCUGUCAACGUUAGUCUGUACUUCGUUGAUCCCAUGACCUGGGCUGAAACCCUCAGAUCAUACGUCGAGAGUGACAAAAACUUUGAACAAUCCAUUCUACAGAUACUCACCACCACCGAGUAUCCCUUCUGUGGAAUUGAAAACAGAUUGAAGGUGCUGCAGUUCCUCACCGAUCAAUUCUUGAUCACAAAUCCAGUCAGGGAGGAUCUUCUCCACGAGGGAAAUAUGCACUACGAUGAUCACUGCAGGGUCUGUCACAGGUUAGGGGACCUUCUCUGCUGUGAGACAUGUCCUGCUGUAUUUCACCUGGAGUGCGUGGAGCCUCCACUAGUCGAUGUGCCCACUGAGGACUGGCAGUGCAGCAUUUGCAAAGCCCACAAGGUGUCUGGGGUUGUUGAUUGUGUGCCUGAUGUUGAGAAGAAUGGACUACUCUGCAGACAGGAGCACUUGGGUUUCGACAGACAUGGCAGAAAAUACUGGUUCCUCGCGAGGAGGCUCUUCGUCGAAAGUGAGGAUGGUGAGAUUUGGUACUACAGCUCUCCCCUGCAGUUGGAGGAAUUGAUGAGGUGUCUCGACAAAGACGAGUUUGAAGUGGCCCUGUACAGGGAAUUGUCGGACUACAAGGACGAGAUCAUCAGGCAGAUGAUGCUCACUGAGAGCAUCACCAAUCAAUUCAAGGGAAACAAGAAGUCGUAUCUGGAGGUGGAGAAUGCACAGAUUAUGAAAAUCCAGAAGGAGAGAUUGGAGAGGAAAGAGGACGAGGAGAAAAAUCCUGAAGAGAGUGAGAAGAAGGAAGAAGAAAAAAUGGAGGUACCUGAGGAUCAGGAGUCGUUACAGGAGGAGAAGAAGUCAGAUUCCCCGUCUGAAGGUGGGGAGGAAGACGACGAGGAGAAAGGAAAAAAACCAUCGUCGAUGAUCACUAGAUCUAAAACAGGAUCACUCACACCGAGAACCUUCAGCAUGGACGACUUAAAGAAGAAGAAUGUCAAUGAACUGGAGAAGAUUGAUAAAAUUCUGAAGGACGACAGGUCUGACAACACCAGGUUAACCAGGCAGAAGGCCCAUCAGAUCGCCACUGGGACUCAUCUCUUUAAACUGGGUAUGGACAACAAUUUUAAGUCCUACGUGAAUCAGUAUAGUACUAACACAAUAGCUCUGAACAAAUCUCAGAGGAAUGAGGAACGUGAUAAGAAGCGUCACUUGUCACACAAGUUCUCGUUGACACAGGCCUCGGAAUUCAAGUGGGUGGGGAGUCUCACUGGUGCUAGGGCACUACUUGUCAGCACAAUCAGGCAGACAAUACUCCAGCUGGAGAGUAACAUCCAGGCUCCCUUCAUGCAUCCAAACUGGCAUUUGCUGAGAAAGCCCUGGACAACUGCUGUUGGCGUAUGUGUUAAUCCACGGGACUUCGCGAGAGCUCUCAUUGUCCUUCAAGCCUGCAUCAAAUCCUGUGUCUUUGCCAAUGUCUGGCACGAUCAGCUGGGGCACGUCAAGCUACAGAGAGUGACUGCUGUGGAGCGUGAGGAGAAGAAACGACUAGAUAAGAAGGAGAAGAAGGAGAAAGAAGACGAGGAGGAGAGGAACAGAUUGACCUUCAAUUUCGUCAAAUAUCCAUUGGGCCUGAAACACCAGAUUUGGAAGCAGAAGGGGGAGGAGUACAGGGUUCAUGGCCAGUGGGGAUGGUUAUGGAUAUCUGCGAGUCGCAGGUUCAAAUCGGAUGUCAAACUAAAGAGCCUUGGUCCCCAGAAAAUCAUGGUCCAGAUCAGGGACUCCGGGGGCAUCAAGAUCUUAGCUGUUGAUCCCCCGACGUACGACUUUCUCAUGCAGGAGUACUUGGGACCAAAGAAGGAACCAAUAGAUGAGGACAUCAAGCCUCCCAUCAAGGAGGAAGUUGAAGCUGAAAUCAAGGAGGAUGACAAUGCCACGGAAGAAUCCAAAGAUAGCAAACCAGACAAGAAGAGCCUGUCAUUCCUGGCUGGUAUGAAGAUUGAGAAGGUCUUCCCACCUAUCGACAAGUUCGAGGAGAUCGACGUCAUGAAGGCCCUGACAACACCUGGGCGUCUUCACUACCCCAAGAUCGCGAAGAAAACGAGAAUCGAUGACUUCCUAGCGAGAAGAACACAUCUCAAGAUUCUCGAGGAGCGAAGGCUGUCGCAGACUGAGAAGCUUAAGGAUGCCAAUCAGUUGAAGAAGGAGGAGACUGAAGACGACGAUGAUCACGAUGACAGUACAGCCCCUGGAAGCUCGAUUCUCGGGAUUUUAUCAGGGGAAAGUCCCAACAAAUCCCUUCACCCAUCAGCCAGGGAGAUGCUGAUGGCCGUCAGCAAGAGGAUUCGCCAGGUGAGGAGUCAGUACGCAGCUGUUGUAAGAUUUGGAAAGAACAAUCACUGCUACUCUCGAUACUGUAAUAUGACUGGUCAAUCACCCAGGACACCCAUCACCCCUCAGAGUCUCAUCAGCACUUGCUACUCCCCCACUUGCCUCCAGAAAGCUAGACUCAGGAGAGACCUUGUUGCUCUCUUGAGGAAGGCCAAUGCUUUGAAUAACAAUCAGACUGUCGUUGAGAACCCAGCGACUCCAGCACCGAAACAAUCGGAGGAGAGCAACGAUGAUGCCAUCAGGAAAGAUCUGGAGUCAGCAGUAGCUCUGGCGACACAUUGUGCUGAGGAGGUACCAGCCACCAACGUCAAUGUUGAUGAGUCCCCGAAGGCCAAAAAAGUAAAGCUUGAAAUACCUGACGAGCCCAGCCAGGUCGAUAUCGAGAAGAUCGAGGAGGAGAAUAAGCCAGAGAAGACUGACGACACUAAGCCUAAUCUUGGCUCUACGACGACAACUGUCAACAAGAGGGGCAGGACUGUCCAACGGUGCACCAUGGCUAAGGAGCUCUCUGCUGAUGGCACUGAGAGAAUUUAUUCCACUGUUAAUCCAGAGGGCAAGGUCUACCUCAAGAAAGUGGCGAUCUCAUUAGCUGACAGAAGGAAGAAGAGAGUACCUGUCAAGUAUCCAUUAUGCUCAACAUUCAGUACUAAGAAUAAUAAGAGAAGCAUCUUAUUGUUACCCGAACAUGAGCUCAGGAAACUUGCUCGGGUUGGGGGCAAGGUUCCUGUCGCUGGUUUCCAUCAAAUUGCUAAGGCCAACAUGGCGGUCUGGCCCUAUCCCUGCCCAAGGCCCCUGUUCAAGACAUGUUGGCUGUACAGGACUGUAGGACUCAAGUCACUGGCAGCUGCUGCCCUGCAACUGAGGAUUCUCUGGGGAUGUCUUAGGUGGGAUGACAUGGUUGCUAAACCUGCCUCAUCAGAUGGAAAACAUCAGAUCACCACCGAUACUGAACUCCUGACCCUCGAGAUUCUCAAGCAUCGACAUGUCGGACAGUUUAUGGAUAGGACCCAGUAUCUCAGGAGAAAGGUGGUGAUCCCGUUGGAACUACCGAAGCAGAUCAGGGAGGUCACCAGCAUCAGGAGUGGGCUGAGGAAGAGGAAGAGACCGGAGAGCCCUCAGAGCACUGAACCUCAGGUCUCGGAGGAGUGGGUUGAUGAGGACAAGAUCGAGCUGUGGGAGAUCAAACAAUAUGGUGACAGGUUGGAGAAGGCUAAUGCACAGAUUAUUACUAGGAGCAGAUCGGGUGGACCGCAGACUGGUUCAUUCGCAAAUAGGGGAUCACUAUCUGGUACCAGUGAAUCAUUAACAAAUAAAGCAACCCCCGACGAGAUCAAGGAGAAGAUGGAACAGCAGUUGAGGAUACAGAGAGCUGCCCACCAGCAAAAAAGGGUUUUGGAGACACUCAAAAGCCCUGCCAAUGCCACUACACAAAUUGUCAAAGUCACCACUAAUUCUAAUCAAGAUGGCACCGUGAAGCUGGUCUCCAAAGUGGCCAUACCAGCGACCCCAACAAAUUCUCAGAAAUCUCAAUUGACAUCUCUCCUGACGACUCCAACUCAAAGUAAAACAAUAAUCGGCACACGUCGAAUUUACAUGACAAAAUCAGCAGACGGUACAACCCGUGUGGUCUCAGGACCGACAAGUAUCCUGCCAAAGACUACAACUACUCCCUCCACUCCGGCCCCCCAGUCAUUGAUAAAAGGUACCCCCCAAACGCCCCAACAGCCCCAACGAGUGCAAAUUCUUCGAGGACCAGAUGGUAAACUACAGGUGCGAGGUCUCAUGCCAGGGCAGCAACUCGUCCAAAUGCCCGAUGGUAAACUCCACGUUUUGAACACCAGCCAAUCGCCUGCGGUAACAGCUCCCCACACACCCACUCCCCAAGUCACAAAGACAGUGACAGCCGUACUAAAGCCACCAACGAUAAAAGCAACUCAAGUCAAAGUUGCUCCAUCACCACAAGUAACACCAACUCGCCUGAAAGCAACUCCACUGACAGUUGUCUCCAACAGUAGUGGUAUUGUGACAACACCCAAGAGUACACUGAUGGUGGCUAACGCCAAUCAAAUGCCGAUAUCAGGACAAGUCAUCAAUACAAAUCAAAUAAUCGUCAACAAUACAAAUUUGGCGCAGCAAUUGGCGAGUGGAAAAGCCCAAUUGGUGUCGCACAAUGGACAACAGUUGGUGAUAAGGACAGCAACAACCGGUCAACAAUUGGUCCAGAUGUUAUCAUCGAAUUCUGGAAUUAUUCAGGUUAAAAAUACAACCCCCAAAGUAGUGACAGCUGUGACGAAUGUUAAUACUCCAGUGACUCCAAGUACACCAGUACCUGCCAGCACUCCAGUACCUGUGAGUACUCCAGCUGCUGUAGCAUCAGUAGCAACAGCAGCAGUGGCAACACCAUCAGUAACAGAGACAACGGCAACAGUAGAAGCGCCAACAGUUGCACCAGCAACUACACCAGCACCAGUAGCUGCUCCAGCGACUCCAGCUGCGCCAGCACAGGCGACUCCAGCUGCAUCAGCUCCAGCAACACCAGCAGCAGGAAGUGUUGAAGCUUCUCUGCUAGCAGGUCACCCACCUGGGACGAUCAUAAAAUGUGUGACAGCACAGUUGAUACAAACAAAUCAAGGCCCAAGAAUUGUUCUUCAAGGGCUCCAGGGUACAGAGCUGAGUCCAGCCCAGACAGCAAUGGUUCAGCAACAAAUAAAGCAGCAACUGAUGAAGGCACAGGCAACCUCGGGUAAACAGGGUGUUUUGGGGCCAAUGAAAAUUUACCUGGCAAUGCAGCCAGUUUCUUCUGCUGCCACGACCCCCCAGACACCGACUAAGCCCGCAGUACCAGCACAGGGGGUGAAAACUCCCGUUACAACGCCUGUCAAACCAGUCGUAGCAAAGGAAAACAUUCCAGAGACACCAAAACAGAUUCAACAGCCGGAUAAGCCGAAGGUAGUUGUUCAACCAGUCUCAAAAUCACUGGAUCAAGAUGAGCAGAAGGGUCUUCACACCCUGGCCAAUGGUCAACAACCAUCGCAGACCCCAAAGGACCCCCUUGGUCAGAAUAAAUUCAUAUUGACACCAGACUACAUUCAGCAGACGAUAAAAAAUGCAUUAAAACAGGAGAAUCUGAAUCCUGAGAUCGAGGAGAAACUCCUCCAGCUGCAAAGGUACCAGGAGAAGCAGAUGAAAGUGGAUUCAUUGCCCAAUAGUCAAGCACAGACACCAACAACGCCAAUAUCAAGAGCACCAGCGAGAAAACGUCCAGCGACGAUCAAUCCAGUAGUGCCGAAGGAGCCUCCUGUAGUCAACGAUAAGGAUUCCACUUUUCAAGAUCCUCGGAAGAGAAUAGUAAUAAAACAGGAGCCCAAAGAGGUCAAGGAUGUUAAGGAGAGUCCCACGAAAGUGGUGAAGGCUGAGGAGGAAACCCCCAAGAGAUCCAUCAAGAUGAAGGAGAGCCAGGAGGCUAGGAGGCAGCAACAGGUCCACUCUAGAAUGCAGGUACUGCUAUUUAGGCACAAAGAGCUUUUGAAGAAGGACAUAUUGAAGAAGAGGGCUCUCCUGGAAAAGGAGUUGCAAAUUGACAUUCAGAAGGAUCUAUCUGCUGAGUUGACCAGCAGAACCAAGGCUGAGAGGCACAAGCAGGACGAGGUGAAGGUUGGGAGCAAGAGGAAGGCUAUUGGACAGCCUCCAGGUCAGAUGAGUCCCACUAGCAAAGGAAAUAAAGCGAAGAAGCACAGGUCUUCAGGGAGUGGUGGAACACCACCUGGUGGUCCUUCUGCGGGGAGAGUAAAGAAACAGAAGCUGUAUUGUCUCUGUAGAACUCCUUAUGACGAGACCAAAUUCUACGUUGGAUGUGAUCUCUGCAAUAAUUGGUUUCAUGGAGAGUGCGUUGGCAUAACUGAGGAGAUGAGCAAGAGUUUGUCAGAGUUUGUAUGCACUGAGUGCAGGCAUGCCAGAGAUACCCAGGAGCUUUACUGUCUCUGUAAACAGCCUUACGAUGAAUCUCAAUUUUAUAUCUGCUGUGACAAAUGUCAGGACUGGUUCCACGGCCGAUGUGUUGGUAUUCUUCAAUCUGAAGCAGAUAAUAUUGACGAGUACGUCUGUCCCAAUUGUCAAAGAAAUUCGUCCGUCAAUUUUGCUAAUAUGAAGAAUCUUAGUGCGAAGGAUCUGGAUUUAUUAAAGAAACUCAUCAAACAUAUCCAGGCCCACAAGAGUGCCUGGCCUUUUAUGGAGCCCGUCGAUCCCAAUGAGGCCCCUGACUAUUACAAAGUCAUUAAAGAGCCAAUGGAUCUCCAAACAAUAGAGCUCCGAAUAAACGACCGUUCCUACAAGAAGCUCAGUGAAUUCAUCGGGGAUAUGACUAAAAUAUUCGACAACUGUCGUUACUACAAUCCUAAGGAGUCGCCAUUCUUCAAGUGCGCUGAAUCGUUAGAAACUUACUUUGUCCACAAGAUUAAGAGUCUUAGGGAGAAGUUUUCCGAGAGCAAGUGAUUUCCCAGCGACUAGUGACAUAGGAUUCAGUGUUCCCCCUAGACCCAAAAAUCCAUUUUUUUUUUUAAUUUAUUAAAGGACAAAGUAAUGAAUUGCGUCGACUGGUACGAGCGGGGUAAUUGUGAAAUUUACAGUUAAAUAUAUGUUCCUCCGCUGAAUUUUCUUUUUAAACUGUAAUAACUUGUGAGGAAUUUACACUCUUAUAGAUUAGUGUGGGGAUGAGUUUAGGUAUACGCAUAAUAAAUUGUACAAAUAUUGUUUAUUAUGCUUAACAAGUAAUGACUUAAGUUGUUUUAAUCACUACAAAUUUUCUAUGAAAGUGUUUAUAAAACGAUAAAUACGAUGUUUAGGGUAAGUAUGAAGCAGAGUGUCAAAAUGAAACGAUGAAAAAUCACCAUUAGCAUUGUAAAUAAUAUCAGAUUAAUGCUGAGUCCUGAUUUAUCCACUGAUAUGUGACAUUUUUAUGACAAUUCGAUAAUCGAAGACCGUCUCAUUCUUAUUAGCUUUUCAUGGAUUAAUCAGCAUUGAUCGUUAAACUUUUUUUUCUCUUCGUUAUUGAUAAUUAUUUCUUUAUUGAUUUGCUUAAGGAGAGGGGAAAAUGGUAAAAUAUGUAAAUUUUUAUGCCAGGGUAAACAAAAAGCGGAUGAUUGUACAGUAUUUUUAAUUCAAAUUGCUCGAUGUAAUUCUGAUGAUGAGAUAAUUAGUGGUGGAGAAUAUUGAUAUGACGUUUACGUUUAGAAUUAAAUUUCAUUAAUAUUAUUUUUCACAAGUUAAAACAUUUAAAUUGUAAUAUUAAUGUGUGCAAGCACCUAUCUGCUCCUUAUUUUUAUUACGAUGAUAAUAAAGGAAUAAUUGUAGCUUUCGUUGAGAGAUGGACGAGUUGAAUUUAUCACGGAUUAAUUUUAAGGAUAAGUAGAGUUAGAUUUACAAUAAAUAGAUGGUAAUGAGAGAGGGAAGGAGAUAUAUACGACCAGUCGUUUAGCCACUGGAGAGUAUCGUUUUUCGUUGGGUCUUGAAUAUCCAUAACUUUUUAUUUUAUCAAGAAAAAAAUACAAAAUUUGAGGAAAAAAAUCAUGUAAUUGAGGAGGUACGCAAGAAUAAAGAGUUUAAGUAAUUAAGAUUA
Messenger RNA from Diachasmimorpha longicaudata, 9677 nucleotides. RefSeq names its product nucleosome-remodeling factor subunit NURF301 (gene E(bx)). Bases 869 to 8554 code for a protein of 2561 amino acids. The record is from RefSeq and is a predicted model, not a curated record. Gene Ontology annotation, cellular component: NURF complex. The transcript is spliced from 5 exons. Lineage: Eukaryota; Metazoa; Arthropoda; Insecta; Hymenoptera; Braconidae. Gene Ontology annotation, biological process: regulation of transcription by RNA polymerase II. Gene Ontology annotation, molecular function: RNA polymerase II cis-regulatory region sequence-specific DNA binding.